This is a messenger RNA of Filobasidium floriforme, 1822 nucleotides long. RefSeq lists its product as uncharacterized. Lineage: Eukaryota; Fungi; Basidiomycota; Tremellomycetes; Filobasidiales; Filobasidiaceae. Bases 113 to 1513 code for a protein of 466 amino acids. The transcript is spliced from 4 exons. The record is from RefSeq and is a predicted model, not a curated record.
CCACCAUUGUGAGCGAUCUUCACAUACCUCACAGUGUAUUCUACUCAGCAGCCACGACCUUCAAUCUGGCGGGAUCCGGACGGUGAGGUAUUCUCGACAGCGACAAUUACAGAUGGCGGAAUCAUCCGCAACUUCUACUUAUGAUCUAGUCGAGUUGGACGAUGCGGCUCCUGCGCCUGCUCCUCAACAUCUACACUCUCAAGAGGGUUCGCCAACCUUGCCAUCCUCCACUGAGACUCAGGAACCUACAAAUGGCCUCGCCUCUCCAUUGCCGUUCGGUUAUCCUAAGCGGCCCGGUGCCGUCGGGACCAUGGCCGACUUCCUCGCCUGGUUUCCCCUCUACGGGAUCGUGCAGACCGAGACCGUCACCAAAGUCUUUUGGCACAUGCUGACGAGCUGGUUCACCACUGGUCUCCUCUACAACACGACCUCGAUCGACCUCGAUGAGAAACGAAAACACCAUCCGCUCGUCCAGGGCGAGACGGCGGUGCUCCGAGAUCAAAAGGAGGGCAAGGGCAAAGGCAAGAUCAGGACCACGGCCUUGAUCCCGUUCAACCACAACUUGCCGGAUUGGGUCGUGUCUUAUUUCGCGACGGGGUACGAACCCGGGGAAUGGGUAGCAAGGAUCAGCAUGGUCGUCGAAGCCAAGCGAGCUAAAGAUUGGGACAUUGCCAUGUCACAGAUCAUCGUUUACAUGGCGAAAGCUUUGCUGAUGGACGGCUGUGCUAUGGGUCUCGUUGUUGCCGGGACAGAGUACAGGUUUCUCUGGUGGGACACAAAGCAAGGUCGCCUCUACUGGGCGGUUCCGGCAUCUAGGUGGGCACCCGACUCGCUCGAGAUGAGUGAAGCCAUCGAAGGUUUUACGAACAGCGGGCAUGAAUGGAACGUCGCUCACCACGUUCCGGCGGCACGAGAUCGGGCCCGUCGCAACCUUUACACUAUCUUCGAAACGCUCGAACGGCAAGUACGGGCAACGAUUGAGAGGGAAAACCAAAACCCCCUCUGUGGCGGUGGCUUUCAACAGCGGCCAGUCUUGGAUGGUGCCAAGUUUGUCGAGAUCACAAGGGUGUGGAAAGAUCUUCCCGGUUCAUCGUCACCCGCGACCAUCGCUGUUACAGUCCCAGACCCGACUCUCGAACACCCUCGGAAGCUACCUGAUGGUCAGACUAACGUCGCUCAAGCCCGUGGGAACGGGGACGAACACGAUGAUCGUUCCGAGGACCCAGCCGGCGACGGUGAUUCUUAUCAUGAAGAUGACGGUUCAUCAUGCGACACCGAUGAGGAGGCGCAACACAACGCGAUGCUCGAAAGCCUAGGCGACGCGGGCGAAGACACCAAGGCAGUCUGCUUGUGGUUCCAUGAUUUCCAGGAGGAACACGUCUUUCCGAGACGAUUGAGGCAUCAAGUUGAGACCUGGGCACAAAACACCUCUGUCCCGAGCGAAGGACAAAUUCCGACUGAAGAUUUUGGCGCGCUUUCGUCGCCGACAGACCCUGGCAGGCAGCCCUUUUAAUGUUUCGGAACGCCGAUAUCAAAAUCCGUGCUGCCGUGCAUCCAAAGGCAGUGUCUACCACUUCAAAGGCAGUGUCUACCACUGUGAGUGUGUCAAAACAGAUGUUGAUUGCUACCCUGAAGGCCGGUCUGGAGGGCUCUCCGUCCCGGUCAGCUAUGACGGCCCAAAUCUCGUCAGUUCGAACGACAUCAUCGCUACAGUUACUGUUUUCUGUUUUUCUUGACGUUACGAAAAAUGUGACGACGCGCUUAUCGACCUUGUACUGGAACUAUAUACCGCUGUGACCAGUAUAUCACGUUGCUACGAGCU